This is a messenger RNA of Aspergillus heteromorphus CBS 117.55, 513 nucleotides long. RefSeq lists its product as uncharacterized. Lineage: Eukaryota; Fungi; Ascomycota; Eurotiomycetes; Eurotiales; Aspergillaceae. The record is from RefSeq and is a predicted model, not a curated record. The transcript is spliced from 4 exons. Bases 1 to 513 code for a protein of 170 amino acids.
AUGCAGUUCAAGACCAUCUUCGGUGUCCUCGCCGCCGCCAGCCUCGCGGCUGCCGCUCCCGCCCCGGACACGGAGGACGAGAUCAAAAUUGUCGCACGGGCAGCACCGAUCGACUUCUAUUGUAAAGGAGCAUUUGUAUCAGGCGUUGCUGGAACCGGAUGUGGAGCGAGUCCGCUGGAUAAGACCCAGGCCAAAAAGCUCACCUGCGCAGAUGGCAAAUAUGCUGGCUUUCCCAAUCCCGGAUGUUCCCACUGCAAUUCAUAUAAAUACAUGAAAGCUGUAUACGCCAGCCACCGCAGUCCAUUUCCAUGGCGCCCAACCCCAAUCCCAAGGGUAGCUACCGUCAACCCUAUAAGACUUCCCCGUGGCUUUGCUGAUACCAAGUUCCUUCGACUCCGCACCCGAACGCUUAUCUUCUCGUCCAGCUGGAUCAUGAAUCCGCUGACCCCCCCACAAAUAUCCCACCCACAAAUCCCGCAAAAAGCUUCCGCGACCGUGUCCCACCCGGCAUGA